Molecule: messenger RNA, 416 nt
Organism: Aethina tumida (small hive beetle)
Lineage: Eukaryota; Metazoa; Arthropoda; Insecta; Coleoptera; Nitidulidae
Exons: 2
Coding region: 19-348 (109 amino acids)
Source: RefSeq, a predicted model, not a curated record
CAUCUUCCUCCUGCAACCAUGAAAUUCAUUCUGAUUUUGUUGUGUGCUGUUGUGGCUAUAACCACAGCAUCACCUGAAGAAAAGGAAUCACCAAUCGUUGAAAAACCCGAAGCAAAAGUUUCCAAGCGAGAAGAUGUAGUUGAUCCUGUCAAGAAAGCUGAAGAGAUUAGAAUAGCUCAAGAAAAACUCAGAGCAUUAAAAGAAGCACGUGAAAGGUUGAUUGAGAGACAACAGCUUUACCUUGACUCACUGUACAGACAGUCUAUAUGGAAUCCAUACCGUGUACAAUAUUACCAAAGAGGUUAUGUACAACCAUUUUUAGGGCUGAGUCCAUGGUACCAUUAUUAGAUUUACUAUCAUCUCAAUCAUCAAAAUUGUUAUUCUGAUACAAUAAAAGAUUUCUUUGCAUAUAUGUU